AUGUCCCGAAAUGAGAGCCCGUUCGAUAUGCAAAUCAAGCUGCUUAUGAUCGGAGACAGCGGCGUGGGCAAGACGUGCCUGUUGCUGCGCUAUGCGAACGACUCAUUCUCUCAGACGUUCAUCACCACAAUUGGCAUCGACUUCAAGAUCAAAAACAUCGACCUCGACUCGAAGCGAAUCAAGCUGCAAAUCUGGGACACGGCGGGGCAGGAGCGCUUUCGCACCAUCACCACCUCCUACUUCAGAGGUGCACAGGGAAUCCUUCUGGUUUACGACGUGACGGACAAGAAGUCCUUCAACUCCAUCCGGAACUGGGUCGCGCAAAUCCAGCAGCAUGCGGACGUUGCCGUAAACAAGAUUUUGAUCGGCAACAAGUGCGACAUGGAUGAGGACCGGGAGGUGAGCAGGGAGGAAGGGGCGCAGCUGGCAGCCGAGUACGGUAUCCAGUUCUUCGAGACUAGUGCGAAGAACGAUAUCAACGUCGAGAAGGGGUUCAUCACCAUAGCGAGGGAGGUGAAGGACAGGCUCAUGGCGGACGGCCCCAACCCGGGCUCUCGUGCCGCGGGCAACGUUAACCUCAACGCACAAGCCUCGAAGAAAAAGACGGGCUGCUGCUGA
Messenger RNA from Ectocarpus siliculosus, 618 nucleotides. NCBI's taxonomy places the organism in Eukaryota, Phaeophyceae, Ectocarpales, Ectocarpaceae. The record is from the annotation of a GenBank genome assembly.